This is a messenger RNA of Vitis riparia (riverbank grape), 1062 nucleotides long. Its product is annotated as protein LAX PANICLE 2-like. Bases 236 to 757 code for a protein of 173 amino acids. Gene Ontology annotation, biological process: multicellular organism development. The transcript is spliced from 5 exons. The record is from RefSeq and is a predicted model, not a curated record. NCBI's taxonomy places the organism in Eukaryota, Viridiplantae, Streptophyta, Magnoliopsida, Vitales, Vitaceae.
ACUCCACAGACUCCACACACUACUCCUCUUCUUCUCUCUCUGUCCCUGACCCCACGUUGCGUGUAUCCCUUCCCUUCGAACUCCCAACAAAGUCCCGCUGGCGCUUCAUCACAAGAUCCACAGCCAUGCUACGCCACUAACAUCCUUCUUCUUCUCCUCCUCCUCGGAAAAGAGCAAGGGCUCCAUUAAAUAAAAUAUAAUAUACCAUCAUAUCAGUAUUUUUUUUUUUUUUGGUAUGCACACUGAUCUUCAUCUUCAUAUGGACGACCAUGAAAAAGGGGAAAACGGAGAAGGUGAGUGGCUUGAGCUCGGCCUAGGGUUUACCAGAUCCACCUUCUCAUCCUCUUCUUCUCUAGGGUUAGGGUUAGGGUUAGGGUUAGGGUUUGGGGUGACACCUUCCAUUAAUUAUGAUCCGCUAGUGCCAUCAUCAUUAACGUGGUUUUCUGCAUCUCCUCCACCACCGUCAUCACCACCAUCGCCAUGGCCGUGGCCCAUGGUUUCUGCUGGUGGCCUUCUUCGUGACCGGCAAACACCGGUCACCCGGUCUUCUACUGGCCUCUGGUUCACCCUCGUCUCCUCCAUCAACCGCAACGGAGAGGUACUCCCACAAGUACCGAAGGCGUACAUUAGAGUGAGAGAGGAGAACGUGACAGUUCUCAUGGUGCAGAAGUACCUGGUUACAAAGCUUGGUCUCUCCAACGAAGCUGAGAGAAGACGGAGGAAAAGAAAAGAAAAUUUGGAAUCUUGCACUACUUGAGAUUGAUAUUUCAUGCAUGGGGGAGAAGCUGUUGCAGUGGCAGACAUUGAGGCAUGUUUGGGACUCUGUUUGGCUGCCUAGAAUCAUCGAAUCAGAAAAUUCGACAGCAGCAUUGGUUGGAAAUCCAGGUGGCCACAGAUCUACGAAUUAUUUGAUGUCUUUGCAGUAUGGAAGAAGAUGCUUCUUCAACUAGGGUUUUGGCCCGUCUUCUUGUCUUUUGCCAGCUUGUGAUGUAAAUGAGAAAUGCUAUCAUUCAUUGAUGUAAUAUCAAUAUAUUUUGGAUUCAAUCUUGGACCAUUUUGACA